Molecule: messenger RNA, 5681 nt
Organism: Leptomonas pyrrhocoris
Lineage: Eukaryota; Euglenozoa; Kinetoplastea; Trypanosomatida; Trypanosomatidae
Exons: 1
Coding region: 309-5681 (1790 amino acids)
Source: RefSeq, a predicted model, not a curated record
GUGUCUCUUUUGGAAAUUGACGCGGUUAUCUCGGGAAAGGUAAAAGAGAAAGCGGCCGUGUACAUUUCGGCCGUUAGCCACGUUUGUGGUCAGGAGUUGGAAGUUCAUCGCACGCUGCCGUCAACGCUGUUCCACCAUUUACAAGAGAAAAUAAAAUCCAAUGGAACACUUUUUUUUGUUUGGGCUAACUGACACAACAUAACUCGCAUCUUACCCUUUUUUCUUUUUCACAACCAUUAAAUUGGAAUAACAGCUGCACGGCUCCCCUUGGUCUCACCCAACGUUGCCUCUAUUGGCCAAGCUGAUCCAUGUCUACGCGCUCUUUCCUUGCCAUUUCACCACAACGGCUACAUCGUGCUUUACCACGACUCCAGUCGUGGCAUCUCGGGUGCUCUGCGAGGCGGACCUGCACACCGUUCCGAUACGCCUCUGUGCUCACUCCACCUGCCCCUCCGGCAGCACCGUCAGCACCGCCACCGCACGAGCACCCACCCACACACCUCCGCGUCGAAAGCACACAGGAGCUGCUGCACGGCUCUUUCACGCACGCCUUUCAACGCGCAGUCGACGACGUCGCUCGCCCCGGUAGUGUAAUCGGAUUACAAAGGCAGCACGCCUCAUCGACAUCCUCGUCGUCGCCUCAGCUUUCUCCUUGGUUGCAGUACCUUGUCGGGCUGCGCGCUGAUCCACCUCUACCAAAUAGGAGCGGGGAUGAUGCGCCGCUGGGCGGGAGCCGCCGGCCUUCAUCAGAUUUAUCAUCGCGUUUUUCCGCGGAUGCUUCCGGCGCCGACGGCGUCUUCCUUCAUCACGUGUUCGGCAACGCGAAGGAGGCAACGCUCUACGUCAGCGUCCGCCAGCCACGGGAGUUUCUGCGGCCCGAGGCGGCGGCGGAGCACCCGCACGCCCACCUGCGUCUGACCGAUGACCCCGCAAAGGAGUGGGCUCUUCUGCCAUUUGGCAGCGUCCUGAGCCGUUUGGACGCCGUGCUGCGCGAGAUGGCGCGGCGACAGCUGGCAGCGAGGCCGCAGGACGCAGCGUGGACGGAGGGUUUCCUGCUGCCCUUCUGGCGUGCGAUGCUCGAGCAGGCCUUCCUCACGCAGUACUGCGAGGUGGACGCACUGGCAAUAACCGCUUCUCCAGCGACGCAAACCGGCGACUCCCACGCACGCGCGGUGUAUGACGUGUACCUGUACGACUACCGCGAGCAGCCGGCAGAGCUGCGGCGGCGUCUGGAGCAGGGCAUCCGCAGCCUUCUCUGCGCGUCUGCCUUCACGCUGCACGCGCAAUGGGAGCAGUACAUGAUGAACCACGGGCCUUCCAACAGAGUGGCGCACGUGCUUGGGUUAGAGUUGGUGCUGCUGUGGUGGUACGCGAAUCCGGACCAGGUGCCGGUGGAGCUGACCUCGUCGAUUCACCGCCUGCCUCCGUGCACGCUCCGUCAGCAGCAGCGGCUUGCGGAGGCCGGCCGCAGCGACGGCACACCGGGCCGCUCCACAAUGCAGCGGGCCACCAUGGCGACGCACAGCGUGACGUCGGUGGAGCACCACCUCCGUGCCUACAUCUGCACACACAUUUCCUCCGACGUCACGGCGCAAGAAAACUUGAAGGACAACACACGCGUCGCAGCUGGCGGUUUUCUCUGCCCGGCCGCCGUCUUUCCGCCUAGUUAUCAGGAUGCCCUGCGCGCGCAUCUGCGGCAGGUCCACCGCAGAAACUUCAUCACCUGUCCUUUGUUUGUCCGUGUUCUCGAAGUGGCCAUCGCGGUGGGCAGUACCUCUCCGCGGAGCUGGGAGGAUGCACCUACGACGGCAACGAUGACGAGAGCCAGUGAUCAGAAAAAGGCAGCGGAUGGUGCGUCGGCGUUGGAGCGGCAGCGGCGUACAACGCAGACAGCAGCGAAUCGCGGUCGCGAAAUCGCAAGGUGCUUCAUUGUAGAUUGGCUGUGGCCUGUUGUGUGCUCCGCCCACGAAUCAGAUGGGUCCGCCCCGUCGUCGACGCCGUCGGUGCAUGAACUCCUGCACCCUGCCGCUCCCAACGCCAACGCCGCCCCCUCGUCUUCUCAUCACAAUUCUUCUUUGGAUGUUUCCGCUGACUCGACGGCAGAGAAGAGGGAGGAUUGGGCGGUGCUGGUGGCAGUCGUGUCUGCGGUUGCGCACCUGCGCGGGCACUUACUGGCUCUUCGACACGGAAGCAGGGUGAAGCGACGUGCGAGCGGCGCAGCCUCCGAUGCCACUACAGACGGCCGCAACGCAAAGGGAAGGCGCUCGAACGCUGAGGGCAUUGCCUACGUACGGGAUCAGCGUUACACCCCAGCCAUGCGGGUACUCCUCUGCGCACCCGUGCAGCACGAAGUACCAGCGGGAUCGUUCGGGGAGGGGUCCGUUAUACACAGCAAUGCUGACUUGCCAAGUUGGGUGCACCUUGUCUUUGCACACGCCCUCUUCUGCUUCCAGGACUGCGGCUGGCUGCGGCACAACGCGGCCCACCAACCCGCCACGCCUGCGCGGCUGUGGGGCCAGCUGUUCCACACGUUCUGUGACGUCUUUCCCAACGUCUUCCACGCAGGCAGCACGGCGACGGUGCUUUUGGCGCUGUGGGCCAUCGAAGGGGCCGCGUCCGCGCCAUCGACGUACUAUAGCGCGUUUCAACCGCUAAGCAAGGGACGAGUCGAGGCCAUGCAGGCGUGGACGGGUGUACUGGCACGCACGCAACGGAGCCGCCCUCUCGUUGGAAAGAGUGACCGAAAGGCGAACGCACUCCUGUGGACUGAUGAGAAGGGGGAGGCGCUGGCCGACAACUGGGCAGUACCUGAAGACAGCCUUCUGUGCCCACGCGCGGAGCGAUGCGAGCGCGCAGCGUACAUUGCUGCUGCUGCAUCGGCGGGCGAACCGGCGCGAUCGCAGCAGGCGGUUUCUCCUUCCGUCGCCUCAGAAGAGGACGCGGUACCGCACAACAGCCGCCAACCUACUCCCCGUGGCCGUCGUCUCCGUGAUGCGCAACCUCUUCUCCCCAGUUUUGCAAGCCCGUGUCCUUUUCCACCGCCGCCGUCGCACGUGAGCUCCGUCGAGGCACGCACACAGAUGCAGAACUAUCUGGACUUGUGCAAGGAGCUGAGAGAAGAGGUGGCCGACGUGCUCCUCCACAUUUUUCGCAGCUAUGCAACGCUCCCAAUUUUACGAUCUGCUGCGUCUGAUGCUGGUGAUGGGCUGGAGAGCAGGACGCAUGGCGGUGGGACGACGAUCUCUCCCCCCUCUUCCGAAGAGGUUAUCCGCCUGCGCAGUAUGGGGCAGCCAUCGCUUUUUGUGUUGCUUAAGCUGCUCCAUUCCCUGGCCGUCUUUGGCGGUGCCUUCAGCUCUGGAAGGCCCAGGAGAGCGCAAAAGGAGACAACGGUUGCUGAACUUGUUCCUUGCGUGCUGCGGGACGUCGUGGCUGCUUGCCACCCAAUAGUCGCCUCCUACCUGCGACGAAUGCAGGUGUACAGUGCCACCAUGUCCGGCAAAGACGGUGCCUUGGCGCUGCUGUUUGAUGGCGACUUCCAAACGCAGCUCAACAGCCUUCCUCCGCAGCUGGGCCGUCGGCGGCUAGUAGCGGCACUGCUGUGGUCCGGGCUUCCGGCGUCAGCGUUGACCGACGACAGUGGGGAUGCGGAAAAGGAAGAAAAAGAGGACACGGACGCAGGCGGCUGUGCGAACGACGCUGCGUUUGGUAGCGGGUCCCUCGCUUGGCAUGUUCUGGGCAGCAAUCAACGUCCCUUCUUCUCUACGUUGCCGACUGCCGCUUCUCCGUCCGCCUCGAACGGUGUGCCGCCUCGUCAGAGUUCCGACGAUGCAGGAGAGAGCACGGCACCAGCUGAGCCUCUCAGCACCAACCGCCCGAAGGAUGUGGUUGAUAUCGCAGAGGAGGUGGUGAAACAUCUCUGGCAGCUGGCCAUCGUCGUGUCAGAGCCGGCGCGGGUUGUGCUGGAUUUGCGCCGGUACCUGUGCGCGUGUGCUUCCACGGUGACAAAAGAAGUCGUUCAUGGAGUAGAGCAAGACGAAGCGGCGACCGAAGAGGAAAGCACCCAAAGACGAACGCACGACGGCGACGCCAACAAGAUGGCUGAUGACUACGCGGACCACACGAUUGCCUUCGACGAGCUUGCUUCGGAGAUCGCGGUCGUUUCGGGGGAGGAGGAAACCACCGCAGCAACGCCGUCGAGCAGCUGGAGAGAAGCAGCGGUGAACGACGACGAGGACAGCGACGCGCCGACUAGCUGGGCGAGGGAGGCGACAGUGGAAAUGGACGCCGCCGCUGCUGACUCCGCGCAGUUCUUCAUGAGCGAGGCGCUGCCGACGUCGGAGAUGCUAGAGUCAACUGCGGAGGACGAAGGACGUAGCACGCGGUGGAACUCGCACGAUACGAUUCGGCUCUCUGCGGGCACGCCGCCGACCGCAACAGAAGCGGCGGAGCAGGCGCAACGUGAAGACAUACAUCAACAACGCUGGACGGAAGCUGCGGAGGCGCAAGCGAGCUGCCGCGUUGCGAUUGUUGCUGCUCUACAGCCCACCCUGCCCUCGUCACAACACCUUUUCUUUUCCCUUUUGGAGCUGCUCGCGUGGGUAGCGAAUGCGCAGCACUCGGGCAAUACGCUCGCGACGCUGGCGGAGCUGAAGGAUGGUGCAUCGAAGACCUUUACGAUGGAUCAAGUUGGAAGUGCUGCGUGGUGUGGGCAGUUGGCUACGUACUACAACCUCUGCGCCAUGGAAUGGGCUGCACAGGCAAGGGUGCGACACGGCGACGAAGGGAAUCGGCGGAGCCCCGACUCGGCAAGCGCUGACAAAGCUGCGGUGCUGUGCAGGCCAACACUGAUGGUUCAGGUCAUUCUUGUUCUCAGCCAGACAUGUCCGGAUGUAUAUGUGCUCUCACUCUUGUUACUGAACCUGAUCUUGCACGGCACUGACGGGCGGGUCACUUCCGCCGCCUCCCAGACCUCCCUCACACGUCGAUGGCAACGGGCCAUCUCGCUGUUCCCCUGGUCCGUGGAGUGUGCACUGGCGCAGCUGCUGUAUCAUGCAGGCGUGAACUCCGCAACGGUGCUGCGCUGGCGAGGGCUGCCUGUGCGUGCCACGGAAACGGACACGUGCGAGAGGGAUGUGGAUGCAAUUCUGGUCCAAGUCACGACGCACCACGCUCUGUUGGAAUCCUUUUCGGCCGGUGUGAAGCCUGAAGAUGGUCGUCACCGACGCGAAGCAACGGCGCAGGAUCUUUUGAUGAGCAUUGGCAGCCUCCUCCUUUCCUCCUUGCAUCUCCGCUUUCGCUGCUCAGCGGGCACCCGGCCCUUUCACCGCUACAACGUAUACAUGAGUGAGUUUCUCAUGUACACCUUCGCCGGUCCGUCAGAGACGCGCAAAGGCGAGAUCUCAACGUUGCGUGCGGUUCUACCGUCGGUGCAGGUCACGUCGUACUGCCCAUCUUCAGAGCCGCCACAACAGCUGGUGCCGCUGCGACAGGCCUGGCGGGAAAGAGUGAGUGUGCGGCAACGCGAAGUUCUCCGCCGUUGCUUCCGUGACACGAGAACAGCCAGCGCCGAGGCGCGCCGCCGUGGCGAUUUUCGUGCACCUCAGCGCAGUGCUACCGUGUCCACCACUCACAGAGUCGCCUCGAAGGCCAGUGAGGACGACUACGUGGACGCGUUCCUCUAA